Trichogramma pretiosum is the source of this 3653-nucleotide messenger RNA. Its product is annotated as transcription factor Sox-19a-like. The transcript is spliced from 5 exons. NCBI's taxonomy places the organism in Eukaryota, Metazoa, Arthropoda, Insecta, Hymenoptera, Trichogrammatidae. Bases 569 to 1957 code for a protein of 462 amino acids. Gene Ontology annotation, biological process: cell differentiation; anatomical structure morphogenesis; regulation of DNA-templated transcription. Gene Ontology annotation, molecular function: DNA-binding transcription factor activity, RNA polymerase II-specific; RNA polymerase II cis-regulatory region sequence-specific DNA binding. The record is from RefSeq and is a predicted model, not a curated record.
CGUCGCGGGCUCACUCAUUUAAAGCCAGCCAAACUGACAGCAUACCCCGUGCGGUUACAAAAGUACAUAUUAUUGCAUUAUAUGCAUAGUGUGUUCGAGGGUGCGAAUUUUUUUUUUAUACACGUUUCGUUCGUCCGAGAAUAGUAAUAAUAACCAUUUGUGUGUAAUUAUUUGUUGUUUACUCUCGAUGACGAUCGUUCGGUUGAGUUGAUCAAAGCAAAAAAAAAACAUGAUACAUAAUAUUUAUACAUUUCGAUGAUAAAUAAUAAUAACCUGUGAGUGAAUCAAAGUGACGUGCUACAACGACAAAAGAUUACUAAAACAAAUUUUUGUAAACUCCGCCGUCGUCGAAUCGUCGAGGUGUGACCAAAAAAAAAAAAAGGAAAAAGUAAAGUGACUCCACGAGUGCUCGAUCUCGUUGCCAUCUCGUCUUAGGUGGUAGUAGUAGUAGCAGUAGUAAAAAAAAGUCGCGAAACUGUUCGACCUGUACGGCGCCGAGACCCAUCACGGUCUCAAUCACGGCAAAACGAUUGAGCUGGACUUGCACCAACGAGCCGCCGGCCACUUCAUGAGAGCCGGCGGCAACAUGUGCGACGGCGCGUCGUUCCAGGAGACGCUGCGCGGCAUGCAGGGCAUAUCGGGCGCCUCGCCGCCCGGCGCAGCCUCGGUGGGUCCCGGGGCCGCCACGGCCGCCAGCGUCGCGGCGAUGGUCGGCCUCGGCAGUCCGCUGGGCAACGCCGCCGCCGCGGCGGCGGGCAAGCGCCUCCAGGCCGACCACAUCAAGCGACCGAUGAACGCCUUCAUGGUCUGGUCGAGGUCGCAGCGCAAAAAGAUCGCCCACGAGAAUCCCAAGAUGCACAACAGCGAGAUCUCCAAGAGGCUGGGAGCCGAAUGGAAACUGCUGACGGAGGAGGAGAAGCUGCCGUUCAUCGACGAGGCCAAGCGGCUGCGAGCGAUGCACAUGAAGGAGCACCCGGACUACAAAUAUAGGCCGCGCAGAAAACCAAAGACACACAGAAAGGAGGGCUAUCCCUACAGCAUACCCUAUCCGAGCGUACCGAUGGACGCCCUCAGAACCUAUCCACGUGUUGUAGAUAUGCCAGCGGCCGCGGGGAUGAACUCGUACUACGGCCACGCGGCCUACGGCUCGCUGUCGGCGGCGAGCAUGGCAGCGGCCGCGGCCGCGGCGGCCCAACAGUCCGCAGCCGCCAUGUCCGCCGGACUCACUGCACCGGCCCAGGUCGUGAGCUCGAUGGACGCGAUGAAGUACUCGAUGGAGGCGGACAAGUAUCGGGCGGCCUACAUGCCGCCCUCGUCGACCCUCGCCAUGUCCAUGUACUCCGAGGCCAAGUACCUCGACACCAGUCCCAAGUCCUACCUGGACCGCAGCUAUCUCGACUCGGCCAAGGCCUACUUCGAGCAGUCCAAGCUCUACAUGGAUCAGCAGCAGCAGCAACAGCAACAGCAGCAACAACAGCAGCAGCAACAACAACAACAACAACAGCAGCAACAGCAGCAACAGAAGAAUUCGGUAGAGUACGGCCGGUCGUCGUUCGAGGGUAGCAAACUGUACGACGACGCGAGUCCGGUCAACAGCAGUCGCUCGCCCGUGGCCGACUCGCCCGAGAGCAAUAACGGCGGCGGUGGCAGUAGCAAAAAUCAGUCCUUCUCCUUGAAGCAGCAGAGCAGCAACAACAACAGCAACGACGUCAACAACGAGGCCAACAACACGGCCGCGUCCAGCGGGUCCUCCGCGUCGACCUCGAGCCCGGCGGCGAGCGUCACCUCGAGCUACUACUCGAACGCCGCCGCGGCCGCCGCGGCCGUCGCCGCCACCGCACCGGCGAGCUUCCUCGCCCCGCAGAUGGGCAGCUACAUGAAUUAUCAGAGCGCGAUAGGGGCGGCGGGUCGGGGCGCCGAGUCGUCGUUCCGCCAGCCGAUGUCGCUGCUCUUGUGACCCGAUCGGGCGGCUUAGCUAUGAGUCAUGAUUGCUCAGCAGCAGCAGCAGCAACAGCAACGUGACCAACAGCAACAACAAUACGAGAAAGAGUGACGACGUUGAGGAUGAGGAUAAAGAUGAACGAGAAACAACGACGAGUGAAUUAUUUAUUUGAUGUUUGUUUGAGGGGAGGACUUGUAGAUAUUUUGUUUUAUUUUUAAUUUUUUUUUACGUACGAUUGUUGUCUCGCUUUCUCUGACGCGUACUCGAAUUGUGUACAUAUUAUCUUUUAAUUUAGUUAAAAAUUGUAUAGAAUCGAAUUGAAUUUUAAUAAAUUUAAAACUAAUCUUACUUUUUUUCUUCUUUUUUUAUCGUAUCGAAAGAUUUCAAUUCAAAAGUUCUUUUUCUGCAGCGUUGUACACUCAGGGUAUGGAUCACGCGUGUAAGUACUGCAAAAUUUUAAGUCUUAUUAAAUAUAGUCCGUUAGAGAGGUGAGACAAAAUCCUGAAUGAAAAUAUAGGAUGAAAGAAAAAACGGCAGCGGAUAAUUUGUUAUUUUGUUUUAACUGUUGUUCUUCGAGUACAAGACAUUUCAAAAUUUUUAUUUAUCCAAAGCUGGCGUUACUAUACGUGGAAAAAUCUCAACGUGCAAAUAUGUAUGAAUGUUUGGUAUUUUUGGAAUAAUUAAGUGGAAAAAAAAAUGAAAAAUGAGUAAAAAAAAAAAAAUCAUCGCCAGCUCGUGAUAUGUCAAAGUGAUACUGGUUUUAACCGUUGCAUUUAAUUAUUAUUAUUAUUAAUACUGUAUAUCGUUUCGAAUUGUCUUGGGUAUAAAGGUAUGAUACAGUUUUAUGUAUUGACGAUAAUAUUACACAAAUAUAAAUAUAUACAUACGAUUAGAUAGCGACUAGUAUUAAUUACGAUUCAACGAUUAGUAAUUCAAAUCGACAAGCAAAAAAAUGUCUCUUCUAAUUAUAGCAAUCCUUCACAGCACAUUUCUUCUUUUUUAGAAAAAAAAAAGGUUUUUUUUUCAAUGUUGUCGUAACUGUAUUUAUAAUUUUUUUUUUUUUCAUUGAGUUUAAAGAACACAAGGUUCGAUUUUACGCAACAGAGUUAAAUCUUAUUCGCAUAUUAAGGGGAAUCUCACCCUAUCAUACGUAUUUUGUGUACAGGCGUAGAAGUUCUUUGAUUAAAAUCAUAAAUAUUAAUAGACAAAUCAGUAAGAAAAGCUAAAGUUGUUUGAAAAUUUUGUUGAAAAGUGCACAAAAUAUAAAGUAAAGGAAAGAUUUAGAAAAAAAAAACAAAAACCUUGAACUUCUACACACUGGCACAACUAGGGUAUGAUACCGUUCGCACCUCAAGCAUUGAAAAUUCGCAUUCGUUUCGGAAGACAAAAGUGUAACUUUUGUAUUCCAAGUGAUCGCUUGAAAAUGUUACAUUUCCACGCCUGGACUUUUACAGAGCCGAGUGUCGCAAAGCGAAAAUUUGGAAUAUCGAACGUUAAAAGAAAAAAAUAAAAAUAAAACAAAAAAAAAGUUGUACUUCGAUUUAAGGGAGAAGUUUUCGCGAAAUCUCAGGACUUCUAACGGUAUUGUGUUCCUAUCGUAAGCGAUUCAACCGACGAGUCAUUUGAUUAUUUCGGAUUUUUAGAAAAAAAACGACAAAAAGCAAACGAAUCUCGGACUUUUUUCAUUCUUUUAGUUAUUAAGAAUAUUUUA